Monodelphis domestica (gray short-tailed opossum) is the source of this 2382-nucleotide messenger RNA. The record is from RefSeq and is a predicted model, not a curated record. NCBI's taxonomy places the organism in Eukaryota, Metazoa, Chordata, Mammalia, Didelphimorphia, Didelphidae.
GUGGUGGGAGGCGGAGAAAAGGGAGCGCAUGCGUAGGCGCAUACUCUUCCGGUCUUUUUUUUUUUUUUUUAGCUCCGCCUUUGGCUGUUUGGUCUCCUUAACCUAUAGAGUGUUCCUGGCUGCUCCUUCUUGGGCCCAGAUGAGGAAACACUUCGAGGUUGUGAUUUAUCAUGAUGACUCAGCUGGUAUCUGAGACAGGAUUUAACCCAGGUCUCUAAAGCCAGGCCCAGUGUACUGUCCACUACAGUAUACUAUCCCAAAUAGAACAUAAGUUCAAAGAGGUGAGAGGAAGUUUAUAGAAGAGGAAGUGAUGUGGUCACACCGAUGUUUUAGGAAAAUCACUUGGAUGAACUAUAUGGGAGAGAUUUAUGCUCAUUUUUACAGAAGAGGAAACUGAGGCAAACAUGGAGAAGUGACUUACCCAGGAUCACCUAGCUAGUGUCUGAUACCAGAUUUGAACUAAAGUCUUUCUGACUCCAGGCCCAGCAGUCCAUCUAUUUUGUCACCUAGUACCCGUUUAACAAAAUGCUGGAGUGGCAGGUGACAGCAGUCACCUGAGCGGCACUGGCCUGUGAAGGUGCUGCGCUGUCAUGGCGGCAGCAAGAUCCCAGACUGCUGAGCUUAAAGCGAUGGCUAGUGCAUCAGUGGCCCGGCCUCCAUCGUCAUCGUCACCGCCACAGCUGCUACUACUUCUGCUGGCGCUGUUGCUUGCCACUGCCGCCGCGGAGCAGCAGGUGCCGCUGGUGCUCUGGUCAAGCUCUCGGGACUUGUGGGUCCCACUGGAGAAUGCCCACGAAGGGCACAUCACCACGGAUGGCCAGCUGGCCUCCUACCUGGACCCGGUCCUGGAGAAGGGACCCCGAAAUGUGCUGUUGUUCCUGCAGGAAAAGCUAAGCAUUGAAGACUUCACUACAUAUGGCGGUGUGUUUGGCAGCAAGCAAAACAGUGCUUUCUCUAAUCUGGAGAAUGCGCUGGAGUUGGCUCCCUCUUCCUUGAUUCUGCCUUCGGUGGACUGGUAUGCAGCCAGCACCUUGACCUCUUACCUGAUGGAGAAGCUAGGAGCUAGUCCCCUCCGUGUAGACCAGGCCACCCUGAGGGAGCUGAAGCUCAGCGACACCCUUCCUGCUCUGCUACUCCCGAGCCUGCCAUACACCACCAGUUCCGGCUUGAUGGCCCUGAAAGAAGUGCUCACAGGCAAUGAUGAGGUUAUUGGGCAAGUGAUGAACACCCUCAGGGCAGAAGGUGUGCCCUAUACGGCCAUACUGACUGCUGUUCGGCCUUCCCGGGUGAUUGGGGACUUGUCGAUGGUGUCUGGGGGUCUGGGGCGGCACCUCCUUGGAGAGCAUGAGGAUUUUAAGCCUGAGCCACCCCCGUCCCCGCCCCUCCCCCCAGUGAGCUACAAUGACACAGAGCCUCGAAUCCUCUUUUGGGCCCAGAAUUUCACGGUGGCCUAUAACAAUGAGUUGAGGGACCUGACUGCACUCACCUUUGGAAACCCAGCCCUCAACCUGAGCAGCUCCAGCUGGAACAGCUCCUUUGCCCAGCUCGCCAUGACUUACGAAAACGUCUUUGGCCCACUCCUGACAGUCAAGCUCAUCCUGAACAAUCGCUUGUACCCCGUUUCGGCCCGGAAUUGGUUCACCAUGGACCACCUAGAAAUCCACGUCAACAACUCGGUGGUUGUCUUCAAUUCAUCCCACAUCACAGCACCCAGCAUCUAUUCCUUCCACUGCGAGUACGUUAGCACGGAACGGUCCAAGAAUAGCCUCCUGGUGGCUUUGCCCAGCUCCUCCGCCUGGCACGUGACUUUCCAGGAUUUCCAGAUUCAGGCCUUCAACCUGUCCAGUGGGAACUUCUCGUAUGCCAGCGACUGCGCCAGCUUCUUCUCCCCUGGCAUCUGGAUGGGGUUGGUCUCCUCCCUCAUCAUGCUCUUCAUCUUCACCUAUGGGCUGCACAUGAUCCUCAACCUCAAGACCAUGGACCGCUUCGAUGACCACAAGGGGAGCACCCUCUCCGUGCCCCUGACCGAGUGACCCUUCCUUGGGCUCCCAGCCUCAGUAGCUAGCUAGGCCUCCCUGUACCUGCUUUCUCCUUCUCCAUGGAAACCAAAAGCAGACCCCAGGAGAAAGGCAGGCCUGCCUCACCAGCUCCCCCCCCUUCCUUUCUCCUCCCCUCCCCCACAGUGUAUGAAAAAGCCCCCCCUCCACCCUAUUUAUUUCCCCAACAAGCCCUGCCCUCUGGACUAGCUACUUUGUGGGGGGUGGGGGUGGCCUAAGCUUGGCCAUCGUGUCAUCGUGUUCGUGGUGGUCACUUCUUGUGUCUUCGUAUUUUGCUCUUUGGCUGUGAUGAGAAAUAAAAUGGGGUGAGGCCUAAAAAAAAAAA